UGGCUAUGAACCAUGAUCCUCAGCUCUCAGCCUCCUGAGUAGCUAGGAUUGUAGACAUGAGCCACCAGCACCCGGCUACUAGUGUUUUAUUCCAUAUUAAUCUCUCUGACUUUGACUUUGUAAUAGCAACUAUUUCAAAAUACAGCAUUAUCCUGAAACCCCCUAUCUGCCUCUCUGGUUUCCUGAAGCAAUGUAUUUCAACAUAACACACGCACUAAUGUAACUUUAUUUUUCUGAAGUUUAGCUCACUUUCUCUCAACCCUCCCUAGUCUUACAAUCUAACUACUUAAUAUAUAGGUAAAUGGUUGAUUUUGUGGAUAGGAAAUUUUCCCAUGUUUAAAUUUGGGAGUUUUCUGUUGAUUUCUCGUGAUCAACUAUUUCCUAGAAAGGAAACUUUGAGUUGUUGUGUCAGAUACCAGAACCCAAAUCUAUCAUGUGUAGCUUCUGGAAUCUUGGAACUAAAAUCAAAGAAAGAGUCAAGAGGCAAAAGUGAUGCCUUAUUUAGAACUUGGCAUAACAUAAGAUUGAGGUAAUUGGCAAGAGGGCAUUUUAUUGAGAUUUUCUGGGGAUUAGUAAUUAUAUGACUAACAAUUGGAUGGAAGAAUGUUUCGAUGUCAGAAUCCUGUUUUCACUGGGAAAGGAGUUGAGUUUUCAACUAGUAAAGGAAGACAGAUGGUACAUCUUUUCUUGCCAUUCAGUUUUGCUUUUACUAAAAUUCCUUUGGGGGAAAAUACAGAACUAAAAUGUGAUAGUAAUUAAAACACUAAAACUUUUCCACUUUGCCUUUUUUUUUCUACCCUUGUGCCUGUAAAGUGAACAUUAUAAGCAUUUGGCUAGAAAAUAAAUGACAGUAAAGCUCUAUCCUGGAAAACAUGUACUUAAUUUUUUCCCAAUCAUUUAAAUUCUCCUAUCAGUGAAGUAAUAUCCCGAACAAUAUGGUAUUUUAUAUUUUAAAUUAAGGCUUAUGCUCAUAGUUAAUCUCAGAAAUAAGUAGCUUAUUUCUAUGACCCUGUUAAGACCUGGUAACCUGUGAAGGAUUAUGUGUAUCUGUACAGAAGAAAUGAGAAGGCGGUGGUGAGUAACUUUUAAGGAAGAAUAGCAUUAACAUGACCAGGGACCCAUGUUUCUAUCAGAUUUCACAUUAGGAAAAAAAGACCAAAGUUUGCACUUCCAUGUUAAUCAUUUCAUACUUACCGUUCCAUUGCUUGCUUAAACUGUGAAGGAAGCAUGGAUGGAGUAACAUUGCUGGCAAUAAUAGGGAAAAACAGCAGUGUGCUUCUCCUUUCUUUAAGCUUUAGAAAAAACUUGGGCAUUAUAGUAUAGUUUAUUAUGGAUUAUGAUCAUGACCUUAUAUUUUAUCAAUUUGUUAUCAACUGGUGCGUUAUCCUUUUAAGACUAUAACUUGGUAAGGAAAUAAAGACAAGUACUAGUAGAAAUAGCUACUGUUAGCUUUAGGCUGGGUGGAAAGAUAAGGUUUGACUUACUAUAUAAAAAAUAUUGAGAUACAAUAAGGGUAAUAUUUUUCUUCUUCCAAAGCUGUCAAUCUGGAAUGUAGAUUUUGUUGUCAAACACCAGUGAUGCUAUUUCACCUACAAAAUAUAAACCCUCACUGGAUAGAAUGAGAGCUUUGGAUUUACAUGAGAAGUCAGUGUCUCCCUUUUGCCCUCCUGCCUCUCUCUAUCCUUCUCCUCCUGACACACCCAUCAGCCCCCUCCCAACCCUAUCUGUCCUCAGGGGUUCUUCUCCUCUUUCCUAGUCAGCCAGUUUCUUUACAGUGUCUUGAUUUAGGCUCAUUGAACCUUUCCCAUUAAACACAGAGUUAUUUAGCUCAGCAUUAAUUUUGUCAGGAGUGUUGCAUUGCCUAAAAGCCAAUGCCGUGUGGUAAGUGAACUAAUAUAAAGGAAUGAAGUGCUAAUGGUGUACUCUCCUGUACUCAAAGAGCAGAUGACGUAGAUAUGAACACCUUAUCAAACCUCCACAAAAACUACCGUGAAAGCAACCAGCUAUUUUGUUCAUGUGAAAUCAGAUCCAUACACAAAAGCAAAAAGACAAUCUAUGAAGCAUUCAAAUAUUGCCAAGUUGGUUUCUAUUGGAUGUGUUUGGUUUUGAACCCUCAGCUACCCCAAGGCUGUUGCUAUUCAGGGCAACAACUAUCACUCACCACUCCCUUGCAGCCUGUAUGCUAGAUAAUCAGGAGGUAGAACUGUAAAAAGGUUUCCUAGUGCUCAGCCCUAAAGCUGAUAUGGAACCUGCAGCAUACUUUUAAAAACCCUUGGUGAGCUGGAGGCUCUUGUGAAAAUCCACAUCAUGUUGCUGUCUAAUUCUUUAUGGUAACCACAUUCAUACUUCCACCCCCAUUUGCUGCUUAAAGUAAAGACUGAGGUUUAGGGAUGUGGGAAAUUUGACAGAUAAUGCGGCUAUUCCUUAAGUGCAAGUAUUGCUAAGUUUUUGUCCAGUUCUUAGAGGGUUAAAUUCUCUCCUGGGCUCUCCAAGCCUGUCUAAUCUUAUCCUAGAAAAGUGGAGCUCUGCCUUAGUUUACAGUGGAGGUCACCGGCCGGGCACUGUUUGGACAGGGACUGAUGGAAUCAUGCUGCACUGUUAACAUUAAAUACCACUGGGCUGCUGAGAGCUGAUGACGGCAUCAGAGCCCUUUGACUCCUGGAGGGCACUAUCUAGAAAUCUAUCUGUGAGAUGUGCUGCACUGUGAAACAUCCCAAGGAGUCGGCUUGCCUUUUAUCAUUGAUUGAAUUUGAACAAAAGCUGUUUGAAGGGAUUUAGCAGAGUUAAGAAACUGUUUCUAGGGAAUGGGAAAUGGAGAAGAGGACAGAUCUUUGCUGUCAGAGUCACACAUCCAAGCUCAGCUCACCAAGGUGACACAGCGUCUCCUUGAGGGGAAAAGCUGCCAGAGGCUCUGAAAGCGAUCUGCUGUUUUCUCCUCACGUUGACGUGCAAGGAGGCACUGAUGUUUUCCAAACAAUCAAAUCCUUGUGGAGGGUUGGUUUGCUAAUAAUGUAGCCUAUCUAUGUUUCUGGAAGGAGUUGGAAGGAGAAAGGUGACAUUUGGCAGCUCAAGUGGGUGAAAUUCAGCAAUCUGUCAAGUUUCCUACUCCUAGGCAUACAUUUGCUGUUUCAAACACAGUGCCCUCUGCUCACUAUUUUGAAACUGUUCAUACUAACAGAAAGUUUGAGCCACUCCUCUACUCAAAGUUCCGUGUGUGUGUGUGUGUGUGUGUGUGUGUGUGUGUGUGUGUGUGCUUUUCAGGAGUGACAUACAACUCUGCUGCUUAACCAGGGCUAUAUUUAAAAGCGAAAUUUCAAGGGAGUGUUUCUUCCACUAAUAAUAAGAUAAAGUCGGAGUGAAGCAAGCUCUGUCGCAAAGGGCAAGUGUCAUGCUGCAGGAAGUCCUGGCCACCCCUUCCAGCCCGGCCUCAGCCAGCCUGCCACUGCUCUGUCACUGCAUACCACCACACAGAAGAAAUGCCCACACUCAGCGACAAGUGCCUCCUGCUGCUCACAGGGCCCUUCAGCCCCACAGUCCUGCACCAGCACUGACUUCCCUCUGGUCCUGUGGAUCUUGGCACCAUCUUUACAAAUGGCUUUUGUGGGGGACCCUGUGGGAGUCACAGCACCAGGACCGUCUCCAAGAGCCAAAUCAAGAUUGCGUUUCUCGAAGUCCUACAGUUUUGACGUGGACAAUGGCACAUCUUCGGGACGGAGUCCCUUGGAUCCCAUGACCAGCCCAGGAUCUGGGCUCAUUCUCCAAGCAAACUUUGUCCACAGUCAACGCCGGGAGUCCUUCCUGUACCGAUCCGACAGUGAUUAUGACCUCUCUCCAAAGUCUAUGUCCCGGAACUCCUCCAUCGCCAGUGAUAUACAUGGAGAUGACUUGAUUGUGACUCCGUUUGCUCAGGUCUUGGCCAGCCUGAGGACUGUAAGGAACAACUUUGCUGCAUUAACGAAUUUGCAAGAUCGAGCACCUAAUAAAAGAUCACCCAUGUGCAACCAACCAUCCAUCAACAAAGCCACCAUAACAGAGGAGGCCUACCAGAAACUGGCCAGCGAGACCCUGGAGGAGCUGGACUGGUGUCUGGACCAGCUAGAGACCCUGCAGACCAGGCACUCUGUCAGUGAGAUGGCCUCCAAUAAGUUUAAAAGGAUGCUUAAUCGGGAGCUCACCCAUCUCUCUGAAAUGAGUCGGUCUGGAAAUCAAGUUUCGGAGUAUAUAUCAAACACAUUCUUAGAUAAGCAACAUGAAGUGGAAAUUCCUUCUCCAACUCAGAAGGAAAAGGAGAAAAAGAAAAGACCAAUGUCUCAGAUAAGUGGCGUCAAGAAAUUGAUGCACAGUUCUAGUCUGACUAAUUCAAGUAUUCCGAGGUUUGGGGUUAAAACAGAACAAGAAGAUGUCCUAGCCAAGGAACUAGAAGAUGUGAACAAAUGGGGUCUUCACAUGUUCAGAAUAGCAGAGUUGUCUGGUAACCGGCCUCUGACUGUUAUCAUGCACACCAUUUUUCAGGAACGGGACUUGUUAAAAACCUUUAAAAUUCCAGUAGACACUUUGAUUACAUAUCUUAUGACCCUUGAAGACCAUUACCAUGCUGAUGUGGCCUAUCACAACAACAUUCAUGCUGCAGAUGUUGUCCAGUCUACUCAUGUGCUAUUAUCUACACCUGCUUUGGAGGCUGUGUUUACAGAUUUGGAGAUUCUUGCAGCAAUUUUUGCCAGUGCAAUACAUGAUGUAGACCAUCCUGGUGUGUCAAAUCAGUUUCUGAUCAAUACAAAUUCUGAACUUGCCUUGAUGUACAAUGACUCCUCUGUCUUAGAAAACCAUCAUUUGGCUGUGGGCUUUAAGUUGCUACAGGAAGAAAACUGUGACAUUUUCCAAAAUUUGACCAAAAAACAAAGACAAUCCUUAAGGAAAAUGGUCAUUGAUAUUGUUCUUGCAACAGACAUGUCCAAACACAUGAAUCUGCUGGCUGAUUUGAAAACUAUGGUUGAAACUAAGAAAGUGACAAGUUCUGGGGUUCUACUUCUUGAUAAUUAUUCUGAUAGGAUUCAGGUCCUUCAGAAUAUGGUGCACUGUGCAGACCUCAGCAACCCCACAAAGCCUCUGCAGCUGUACCGCCAGUGGACAGACCGGAUAAUGGAAGAGUUCUUCCGCCAGGGAGACCGGGAAAGGGAGCGUGGCAUGGAGAUCAGCCCCAUGUGUGACAAGCACAAUGCGUCUGUGGAAAAAUCACAGGUGGGCUUCAUAGACUAUAUUGUCCAUCCACUUUGGGAGACAUGGGCAGACCUUGUACAUCCUGAUGCCCAGGACAUUUUGGACACUUUGGAGGACAAUCGGGAGUGGUACCAGAGCACAAUCCCUCAGAGCCCCUCUCCUGCCCCUGACGACCAAGAGGAGGGCCGACAGGGUCAAACUGAGAAGUUCCAGUUUGAACUAACUUUAGAGGAAGAUGGUGAGUCCGACACGGAAAAGGACAGCGGAAGUCAAGUGGAAGAAGACACUAGCUGCAGUGACUCCAAGACUCUGUGUACACAAGACUCAGAGUCUACCGAAAUUCCCCUUGAUGAACAGGUAGAAGAGGAGGCGGUAGCAGAAGAAGAGGAAAGCCAGCCGGAAGUUUGCGUCAUAGAUGACUCUUCUCCUGACACGUAACAGGGCAAAGACUCUCACACCUUUUAUUUUUUUUUAAAGUAGAAAAAAACAUCAUUGUUUCCAAAGUGCAUGUCACAUGCCACAACCAUGGUCACACCUCACUGUCAUCUACCAGGACGUUUGUUGAACAAAAACUGACCUUGACUACUCAGUCUGGCGCUCAGGAAUAUUGUAACCAAUUCUUUUCAUCUCCCAUGUCCGGAGAGCAAGGGGGACAUCUUCACAAACAGCAUUUUAGCCUGAUUUCGGCUCCCUAGAGCUGACAAAGCAGGUAGAAUCAACUCCCAAACGUCUGUAAGGGAAUGUGGCUCAUCACGCAGCCCAAAAGUGGAAGGGACUUGGGUUCCUUUUCUCAUUUGUGUGUCACAUUUUCAGAAAUAAGAAGGCAUUUCAUGGGUGGAUUGAACUCAAUUAAUAAAGCAACAACAACAACAACAACAACAAAAUGUCAUGAAGGGGACACAGCAUGAAUCUGUUCCCAGGAGUAUGAGCCACAGGAAUUGCAUAAUUUUCUAAUUUCAAGUCUUCCUGAUACGUGACUGAAUAGUGUGGUUCAGUGAGCUACACUCACCUCUACAUUUUGUAUGAUAUGUAAAACAGAUUUUUUGUAGAGCUUACUUUUAUUAUUAAAUGUAUUGAGGUAUUAUAUUUAAAAAAAAAACAACUCUGUUCAGAACUUCAUCUGCCACUGGUUAUUUUUUUCUAAGGAGUAACUUGCAAGUUUUCAGUACAAAUCUGUGCUACACUGGAUAAAUCUAAUUUAUGAAUUUUACCUGCACCUUUACAGUUCAUAGCAAUUAACUGAUUUGUAGUGAUUCAUUGUUUUAUAUACCAAUGACUUCCAUAUUUUAAGACAGAAAAACCUUAUGUUGCAGGAAACCCUGUUUGUAAGUCUUUGCUUACUUGCUUUAUUUUUUUCCCACUAUUUCCUAGUCAGCGGAGUUGCUGUCUACCAACGUCUUUCUUCACAGUGUCCAAAGUGAAUAUUUGUUCUGUAAUAUUUUGAUGUGCAUUAUGUCAGAUGUGUCUUAAGUCUCAUAGCAGUCCAAUCAUCAGUUGGCAUCUGAAUCAAAUGGGAGAUGUAUAAAUGCCCAGUAGCUAACAGUGUGUCUUUUUUAGGUAUUUUCCCACUUACUGUCUUCUGAUGACUUUUUGCUGUGUCAAGAGGCAUGCAUUCCACCAGUGCAUGUCCUUGUAAUAACCUACACAUUUCAUUCUCAUCCUUCCCCUUAUGUUGCUUUAUUAUUUGAUAUGCGCUUGAACUAAUGUCCAUACUCAGUGGCAUCUUACCAAGCAUGUCACCACCAUUCUUAUUGAUGAUACAGUCAUGUCAGGGUUAGCAUUCAUUUCUCCCAUGAAGUUGUAUGUCAUGACUAGCUUUUACUCUGAAUUACAGAAAAAAAGUUAACAGCUAGCUAGGUGAUUUUACAAAGUCCUCAAAGAAUAUAUUAACAAACACCAGUACUAUUUUCUCAUUUCUGUGAUUUUUACCAUAGGAUUUAGAACUACAUGAGAAAUAUUCCAGGGAAGAGAUUUAAAGUAUAACAGCUACUCUUUGUUAGUGGAUAGCUGUGUAUCAUGUAGGAACUGCUAUAUCACUUAUCAUUGACCCAUAGGCUUGUUGCGUGGGGUGGAACUAUUUCCAAAAACACAGCGAGGGUAGAGCAAUUAAUGCAAGCCACCCAGAGAGUUGGACAUGUGAUACAGUAUAAUGUUCAGCCUAAAGAUUGGAGAUCACUCUUAACUGAUUUCAGCAUCGGAAACGGUACUGGAAUUUUGGAGAAGACUCCCCAGUGUUUUAUCACCCUGAAGAAGAUUUAUAUAGAAACUUCUCAAAGAGACUUCUGAGGGCUACUAAUAUUCCUUAGCUAACAGAACUGACCCACAGUGAACACAGUUCCCAAUUCCAGUCUUCAGAAAUCCAUCAGCCGCUCCUUUGAGAGAGAAAUUGUUUCUCCAAUCUUUUACAUGGGCCAGAAUCAGAUUCUACUCAUUAAUUAUAGGGUUUCCACAUACGUUCCCUUGCUAAAGGUCAGAGUAAUCUUUCAUAUAGAAGCCUAUGUCUGACCAAAUGGUUUCAUAACAACAGCUGGGAACUUGUUUCUCCUUUUAUUUGUCCUGAGGGAGAUCUAGAAGGAAAGGCAGAGUCUAGGACCUACUCCUCUUUCCACAUCGUGCUCAUUUCCUUCCCCACCGUACCCUUGCUGUUGCCCCCCACAGAGUGCCUGGAAUCUUUAUAAUGAAAUAACAGUUUUUAAGCAGCAAUAGGUCAUAAAUGAAUCCACACCUGAAAAGGUUUAUAACUGCACUAAUGGAAGCUUUUUUUCCCCUCCAGUGUGUUGGCUUUUAAUGGUACCAUGUUGUAACAACGCCCAUCAAUGGACAAUCAAAUUGCAGGAAAAAAUAAAAACACACAAUAUCCAAGAUUUAGGGACUAAUACAUGAUCCAGUCUGCUUUCCCUCUCCCUUUUCAUUAUCCCCCAGCCCUGUUCUCUCUCACCAAAGUGUGCUUCAGAGAUACACACUGCUGAAAAAAAACACCACAUCCUUAUCAAAUGACUUUGCAUUUCCUAAAAUGCCAUAAGAAAAUGCAACAUCUGGGUUUGGAAUGGGGGGGAAAGUCCAAGUUUGCAUAAGACCAGUACAUUUCAGCUUGCAAGUUACUGAACACAAAAAAAAUGCUAUAUGGAUUUUGUUUCACAUCAGUUAAAAGUUACAAGAAAAUAAUGUAGAUAGAACAAAUUGCAGACAAGGAAAAAAAACUUGAAUGAAGUGGAUUUUACAGAAAGCUUUAUGAUAAUUUUUGAAUGCAUUAUUUAUUUUUUUCUGCCAUGCAUUUUUUCUCACCAAAUGACCUUACCUGUAAUACAGUCUUGUUUGUCUGUUUACAACCAUGUAUUUAUUGCAAUGUACAUACUGUAAUGUUAAUUGUAAAUUAUCAGUUCUUAUUAAAACAUCAUCCUAUAAUGGGAUGGUGUUGAUAUAUUUGGAAACUCUUGGUGAGAGAAUGAAUGGUGUGUAUACAUACUCCUUGUACAUUUUUCUUUUCUUCUGUAAUAUAGUCUUGUCACUUUAGAGCUUGUUUAUGGAAGAUUCAAGAAAACUAUAAAAUACAUAAAGAUAUAUAAAUUUAAAUAACAUAGCUGCAGGUCUUUGGUCCCAGGGCUGUGCCUUAACUUUAACCAAUAUUUUCUUCUCUUUUGCUGCAUUUCAAACUAUGGUCGUGGUAGGCUAGGGCUGGGCAUUGUCUAUCCAGACUUUCAAAUGAUUCAAUUUCUGGCAGUUACUAGAUUUGACAAAACCCACAGAUCACCUCUAAAGGAUCAUGUGACUCUUUUGAGAUAAAAGCUUUAAAAUACUUCUUGCCAAGGAGUGAUCUUGUGUGGAUGGUAACUUUUUCCAGCUGUCAAACAGAAGCUACCUUUGCUUUCUAUUUUCAAACACAACUGUGGGAAUAUUCCUGUCCAAUGAUUAUAGAAAGGUCUUUUGUCUUCUAGGAAUCAUAAGAAAUGGAACUUGAUUUGGAACUAGGCAACUCAUUUCAUUGGUUUAUCUGUUCAUCAACUUUCAUGUAAAGAGACGAUAUUUUUUUUAAAAAGGUGAUUGGUUUAUUUCUUGAAUUUUUUCUCUUAAGAGCAAGCAAAUUUUUAGAUGUACAUGUAAAUGUGCUUAUUUCAGCAGUAAGUUGUCUAUGAUGCCAACUUACACAAGUAACUCUUCUCUAAAAUGUGGUUCUGUAAAACAUACCUCCAUUUAGGAUUUUUUUUUUAAUUUAAAUUUUCACAUUGGUCAGCUCCUGACAGCCCUGGAAAAUUCUGAGUGAAUAAUGUGGAAAUCGCUUCUCACUGCUGCUCAGCCCUUGGAACAUGUGACUUAUCUGUGAAAGGAAGGAUACUUUUUCUAGGAAAAAAUGAGCCUCCUAUUAUUUUAUUUUAUUUUGACACAUACUGUAGAUUUUAGCAGCCCUGGCCCAAAGGAAUUCGAUUACUUUUGUUUUAAACAGUAUAAAUGGGACACUAUAAUUACAAAAUACAUCCUUUACUGAUUUUAGUUGUUUUUUUUUUUUAUUUCUUUGGAUAUGUUUUCAGAGUGGUAAACUGUGUGUGAGCAUUACAAAUGAUGAUUCUUUUAGUAGUUUCUUAGCCUCUCUUCCAGCCCAUGGGGAUAGUACUGUACAUCUAUACCUUCCUAUGAAAUUUUUAUAUGCAAUGAAAAUAAAAGCAUGGGUUGAUUCUGCCUA
Messenger RNA from Perognathus longimembris pacificus (Pacific pocket mouse), 9895 nucleotides. It is a transcript of the gene Pde4d, whose product is annotated as phosphodiesterase 4D. Gene Ontology annotation, molecular function: transmembrane transporter binding; 3',5'-cyclic-AMP phosphodiesterase activity; ATPase binding. The transcript has 15 exons. The record is from RefSeq and is a predicted model, not a curated record. Lineage: Eukaryota; Metazoa; Chordata; Mammalia; Rodentia; Heteromyidae. Gene Ontology annotation, cellular component: nucleus; perinuclear region of cytoplasm; cytosol. Gene Ontology annotation, biological process: cAMP catabolic process; signal transduction; regulation of cardiac muscle cell contraction. The coding region runs from base 3592 to 5655 and encodes 687 amino acids.